UCCAGCUGCCAGUUUCGAUUUGAAUGAUUUUGAUAUUUAUUUGUUUUUAAAUAUAAUAUAACUAUCCAGUCCCAGUCUAUCCCAUAUCGAAUUCAUAAAAUAACUAUUGUUAUGGACAUAAUUUCAUUGUAUCCUAUUUUUGUUUCCAAUGGGCAAACACGUGAGAUCCAUCAAGUGUAGAAAUCAAUUAUUAUUUACUUGGUUAUUGUGUACAGAAAAUUGUUGCUAAUUGCAUACAAAUGGCAGUACAGACACAUUGGUAUUCCAAGUGAAUUUUUUGAGAAACUAACGGGUAUUGGAUUGAAACAAGGCAAUGAACCUAGUAAAUUAAUAACUCAGAUACUCGAAAUGAAAAUUCCUAUCCCUACUGACGACUAUGAACCUGGUCUUGCUACCAAACAAAGAUGUUACAGAAUCCGCUCAUCCCUUUACUUCCUAUCAUUGGGACGUAUAUUGGCAAUAAUAUCCACUUUAAUAGUAAUAGGAUUUAUUCUGUUUUUUUGCAAAGCAUACAUCAAGUUUAUCUUGAUUUGGCUUGAAAAACAAGAUGACUUCGUUGUAGCUCUUACAGUAUGUGUGCUUUUUGUUAUAGUGGCACUUCCGAUAAGUGUUGGAUAUAUAGUUUUGGUAUUAGCUUCUGGAUAUCUGUUCGGAAUUGUUAAAGGAUUAAUGUUGGUUAUCUGUGGUGCCAAUAUUGGACUGUUCAUCGCUCAUAACAUUCUCAAAGUACUAGGACACCAUCCAAGUAUCUACAAAUUCACUCAGAAUGACACUGCAGCUGCCAUAAUGCAAGUUAUAUCUGGACCCUUGUGCUUCAAGAUUGUUUUUUGUUCAAGACUGACGCCUAUUCCUUUUGGACUUCAAAACACUAUAUUUGCUCUGAGUAAUGUAAGUGCCAAAGUAUAUCAUAUAGCAUCUCUUUUGGGGCUCUUCCCGGCACAGUUCGUUGCUGUUUAUGUUGGAUCUACUCUACGGUCUAUGCAGGAUGUGAUAGAAAAUAAGAAUAUAUCCUCAACAACAUAUUUCUUUGCUGCAGCUCAGUUGAUAUGUGGAGCGUCUCUAAUCAUUUGGAUAGGCGGUAAGGCAAGGACUGAAUUGAUGAAAGUUUUGGCAGGAGCUGAAAAUUCUUCAGGAAAGUCAGGUUCCUAUUCGCUAGUGUGAUAUUUUUGUUUUUGUAUUUUUUUUGUUGUUGUUUAUAAUCUUGAUGAUGUGUUAUUUGUAUCCAUAAAUGUCUUGUUUACCUAUUGUUCGUCGAAUUUUAACUGUUACUUGCGGUCAGUGGCAACGCCAGGGGGGGGCAGGGGGGGCCGGGCCCCCCCCUAAAAUUUAGCUGGCCCCCCCUAAAAACUUGCCAUCAUUUCGACAACCAACAAUGCAAUGCAGCAUGAGUAACUUCUGCUCUCUGGUUAAUUUGAUAUUUGUUGGGCACCAGGAAACCGCGACUAUGCUUUCGCUUCUCUGGGAUUCCUCCAAACAUAUUUGUGUUGGCAGGUACAAAGUUUUCCUGUGUAUUUUUGGCACCUUACUUGAAGGCCGGUUUCUCAAUAGCAAGCAAGUCACCCCCGGGUCAGAGCAGUUAACCAUAACUCCAGGGUAAACAUUGAAAUUGGACACGUCUACCCUGGACUAGCUAUUGAGAAACCGACCCUGAACGGUUAAUUGAAUAGGUAUCAAGAAGAUUUACCUAUACAGGGUGUCCGUUUUUCGAGAGCAAUCAUUGGAAUAUAGGAAACGGUAAGAGAUACAGGUUCGGUUAAAUUGGGACAAAGUUGCGCAAUUUCUUGCCUAACAAAAUGCUGCUUCGAAAUUUGGAAAAUUCCUAACACUUCCGGAGAUACACGGAAAUCAAAAUUUUGUUAAAUCAUUUCUAUUUUUUCCUGGACUCAUUUGUCAACGUAUUUCAAAUAAACUUCACUUUAUUGGGGCAACUUUCUCCCCUUUACAUAAUGGUGUAACCAAAUUUGAAAUGCGACGUUUCCUCUUUUGCCGAUCAUCAUCAACUUUAUUUUUUUAAAUAGAGGUUCACAUUUUUAUGAAUUGUAUUCGGAGUUACUUGAUCUCACAAAAGCAGUAACACAUUUGGCCAUUGAUUGCGAUUUUGUAUGUCUUACCGUCUCCUAUAUUCCAAUCGUUGUCCUCGAAAAACGGACACCCUGUAUACAAAAUCCAAAUAAAAACCUUUUUCUACUGACGUUUCAUAAUAGCAACUUUUCGAUUGUCAUUUCAGUUUUGAAACGACAUUCUUUUAGGCACUGAGUGCGUGAAAGUUACUUUUAAGCACUCAGUGCGUAAAAGUGACUUUUGAAUGCGUAAAAGUGACUUAUGAGUGCGUAAAAGUAAUUUUUAAGCACUAGUGCCUAAAAGUGUCAUUCAUUAUUCAGAAAUAAAAAACACACUAAACACAUAUUUGAAUUUUGUUUUGUAUUUAUUAUGAAUAUUGAAAAUGGAAUUACUGAAUUGAACGUUUGGGUUACUCAAAACAGAACUUUGUGUUAUUACCUACUUUCUAGGAUUUUAAUUAUUGAUGUCGAAUUUUGAAAAGAAAAUCGCAUGAAAAGUGUCAGGUGUCAAGUAAAAGCAGGUAACAAAGAUUUUGGGUGUAAUCGACUUAUUCACAUGAAAUAAAAUUGUGUUUUUUUAUUAUAAAAUGCCAGUAGAAAAAAUCUUGUAUACAAUACGUUACGAAACGAUGUCUUUUAGUCACUCGACGUGUUGUCCAACUCGGCUUUGCUUCGUUGGACAAUUUUCACGUCGCGUGCCUAAAAGACGCUCAUUUCGUAACUUAUUGUAUAAAUAGCUAUUUUCUAUUUUGGUCAUUGUGCAAUUCACUGUUUUCUCCACCUGAUAUCGGGAUAAGGGAUAUUCAAUAAAACACAGAAUAUUUAUAUCCACUGUUCUCUGCCUGCCUCCUCAAUACCGAAUGACGUGUCAGUCCGCACGGUAUUUCAGUCAGCCCAGCGACAACCUUUAUUAUAUAACGUGAUACACCACAUCUCUCCCUUUUUCCAAUAUAAUUUUAAUUUAACUUAAUAAUUAGUAUAACAGAGUAAUUUUAAAUUAACACAAUAACAAACAAUAUCUUUAAACUUCAAUAUCUCUUAGAUCUAUAAGUUACCUAUCUAUAAAGUUAGGAUUUAUAUAAUAGUUUCGAAUUUUAAACCUUAAACCUGAAAAUGUGAGUAAUUUACAUAGUUUAUUUGUUAUAACUUAUCACUUUAGUAUUCACUAGAAAAUAUAAUUUAUUUUAAUUUGUAAUUGAGUAAUCUCUAUGUAUUUAUAAUUAUACAAUAGAGUUUGAUCACUUAAACCUAAAAAUAUAAGUAAAUAUAGUUAAUUUGUAUGUGAGACAUGAGAAAAACUAAUGAGUUAAUCUAAGGAUUUUGUCCUUCUGGCCCAUUUAUUACUUUCCAUUCCCCUUCCAUCUUUUUAAGAUGUACAAUAUUUCUCCUAUACUCUUGACCCGAUUCAUCAUUCCGUACCAUCACAUCUCCUCCUUCUUUAUUGAUAACUGUAUGAGGAGUUGGGUUGAAUUCGGGUGUUAUUUUAUUUUGUUUAAUGAUAUUUUUUUGAUAAACUUUGUCUCCAAUUCCAAUUUCAGUACUGUCGAUGGCUUUCCUUUUGAGGUCUUCGCGAUGUCUUCCUUUUUCCUUCAUGAUUAGGUCUCUGUCUUUGGCAUCUUCGUCAAAGUUGGCACUUUCUGUGUUGGUAGGGUUUGGGAGUUUGUCUCUAAACUGUCUGCGAUAAAACAACUCGCUUGGGGUUUUUCCCGUCGUAGUGUUGGGGGUACUGUUGCACAUCAUUUGGUAGUCUAUCAACUCUUGUUUCCAAUUACUCUUAAGAGCGUGACUUAUUUUCAACCGGUUAAGUAUGUCCCUAUUCUGACGUUCGACCUCCCCAUUCAUUUGUGGCCAGUAAGGAAUGGUAUGGUAUAUUUUAAUCCCGUUUUCCGUGCAGUAGUUUUUGAAAUCUCCACUGGUAAACUGUCUACCAUUAUCGCAUGUAAUAGAUACAGGGAAGCCUAGUCUAGCAAAUAUUUCUUUGAGGGUAGGUAUUGAUCGUGUUUUCUGCAGAUAUUAUUUUCAUUAUCUUGAUUUCUUUAUAUCGGCUGUAAUAGUCGACGAUCACAAAGAGAUAUUCGCUGCUUGGUAACGGCCCUAAGAAAUCGACAGCAACAUCAAUCCAGGGACUUAUAGGCAUUUCCCUUCUUUUCAUUUUUUGUGGAGGUGUGGCAGCCGAAACUAAUGUGCAGCCUUUGCAGGAUUUCACCAGUUUUUCUGCAUUCUCGUCAAUUUUCGGCCACCAUACUUUUGUACGUAGUCUGUUUUUCAUCCCAACUAUACCCGGAUGUCCUUCGUGAGCGGCUUCUAAAACUCGUUGUCGUAAGUUGUUUGGCACUAUGAUUCUGGUACCUCUUAAAAGGAUGCCGUCGCAAAUGCAAAACUCUUCCUGGAAUACCUGACAAUAUUUCACAGGGUCUGCCCAAAUGUUAUUUUCUAUCCCAUUCCUUAUUUUUUGAACCUCAUCGUCUUUCUUGGAAUACGUUCUUAUUUCAUGCAGUGAUACUGCGACUGGCCGGGAAUAUUGAACUAUUUGAUUAACGUAAUCCUGGCUCUCAAAAGGCUGAUUUAGGGAUGUCUGGCAAAGGCGAGAUAAUGUGUCUGCAAUAUUGUUUUUCCCGGGACGGUAGACUACUCUAAAUCGAAAAGACUGUAAGCGAAGUACCCAACGUUCUAUGCGUGCGCAUGGACGUGACUUGGUCCCAAAUAUGACCUCCAAUGGUUUAUGAUCGGUAAUGAGUUCAAAUUCGUCCUUGCCGAAAAGGUAUAUCCGAAAAUGUUCGACAGCCCAGACAAGAGCUAAAGCUUCUUUCUCUGUCUGACAGUAGCGUCUCUCACAAUCGGUCAAGCUUUUAUUUCCGAAUGCGAUGACUCUUGCUCCAUUGUUGUCAUGCUGAACAAGGACUGUUCCUAACCCUACUGGGCUCGCAUCUGCAUAGACCUGGGUUCUGUCCUUGGGGUCGUAGUAGCCCAGUGUCGUUAUAUUAGAUAGUGAAUCCUUCAGUUUUUCGAAAGCUUUGUCCUGAUCUUUACUCCAGUAUUUUUCUAUAUUUGUGUGUUUUCCAAGUUUAAGUUUGAGUAGUCUCCUUAAUGGUUCUGUAAGUGUGGCUAAGUUAGGGAUCCAUUUACCAAUGAAGUUUAUAAGACCAAGAAAACUAUGUACUUCAUCGAUAUUUGUUGGAGUUCUGAAACUACUAACAAUUUCUAUAUAGUCAUUUAGAGGUUUUACACCUUUGGGUGAUAAAAUAUGUCCAAGAAAUUUUAUCUCUUUAACUUUAAAUAUGCAUUUCUCUUGAUUUAAAAGAACAUUAUUCUCACUUAGUAAAUUAAGUGUGAACUUAACUCGUCGUUGAUGCUCUUCUUCAUUUUCUCCGUAUGUCAAAAUGUCGUCGAUAAAAUUAAUCGUGCCUUCGCAAGGUAAGAGCAGUUUCUCUAGUACUCUCUGAAAGAUUUCUGGAGCGGCGUUUAUCCCAAACAUUAGACGUUUGUAUCUGUACAACCCUUUACUAGUGAUAAAAGUUGUAAUGUGUCUCGACUUUUCUGAAAUUUCUAUUUGGUGAAAUGCAUUCUUUAUGUCUAAUUUUGAGAAAUAUUGUGCUUUUCGAAAUUUUGGCAGAAGGAAAUCCAUGGUAGGAAUAGGGUAGUUUUCGCGCAAUAUAGCCUUGUUAGCUUGUCUCAUGUCUAUACAUAUCCGUAUCUCCCCAUUCUCUUUAAGAACGGGCACAAUCGGGGAUAUCCACUCCGCUGGUCCGUGGACUUCUUCGAUUAUAUCUGAAGCAAUAAGCUCAUCCAAUUUUUUGUUUAUUUUAUUUUCCAGCGGAAUGGGUACCCUCCUAUAUGGCUGGCUAAUUGCUCGUACGCUCUGAUCAACCGGUAUAUGAAUUAGUACAUUCUUAAAUUUCGGAAAAGUAUUAUUUGAUAUAUGAUAAACAUGAUUCAAAACGUUCAAUCCGACUUUGAGAACUCCCAAAGAAAUCGCGCUGUUCUUCCCCAACAAAUUUCUUUUUCCUUUUUCUAUAACAAAGAAACUAGCCAAACGAGCCAAUAAUUUUUAACGGCUCUUUAGCUCCAUAGGCAAAAAGAAUUUUGUUUGGAUUUCGUUGCUGGUUCGUCACUUCAACACCCGAUUUCUUUAGGGAUUCCCAAGUUAAGUCGGUAAUGAUAUUAGACUUGCUACCUGAAUCUAUUAACAUUUUUAUAAAAAUUCCACCUACCUUACAGCCAAUUAGGUCCUCUUCAUCAUCUUCCAAAUGGAAAAUAUACUCUGUUUCGUCAUCUGAUUGGAUCGAGUCGACAUUUCUUGAAUGUUGUGUAGGUUUGAAUCUUUUGUUGGGUAGCCCUGUCGAUCUAUUUGUUCCUGUUGUGGGUAAUUUCCGCUUUGACAAACAUCAUUUGGCAUAAUGGCCUCGAAAAUUACAUUUUCUGCAUGUUGCUUGUCUUGCUGGGCAUUGAUGGUGAUUCGCUUUAACUUCUUCUCCACAUCUAGAGCAGCGGUUUGAUGGUGCAAAUCGUUUAUUUCCUCUAUUUAACACAUUGUUAACAUCAUUAAACGAGCUUGUUGACGGCUUUUCGCUAAAUUCGGAAAUUUGCCUCUCUAUAGUCUCUAGCGUGUUGGCCUCUGUGACAAUAGUGGUCCCUUGACAGCCGUGUUCCGUGGCAAAUAGUGUCGCCAGUAGUUAAAAAAAUUUUCCUGAGUUCUAAUGACAGACACUUCUCGGUAAUUUGAUCUAUGAGUUGUUCGUCUAUAUUGUGAAACCCACAUUUUGCUGCUUGAUUUCGGAGCCUUACGAGGAAUUUUUCAAAUUUUUCCCCAUUUUCUUGUUUUAGUCCCCUGAAAACAUGUCUUUCGUAGACCUUGCUCUGCUUGGGUGCAAAAUAUUGGUCCAAUUUUGCUAUGGCUGUGUCAAAAACGUCUGUAUUUCCGGCUUCUACAUUUGCCUCUGGUAGGUUGUAGAAAAUUUCCUGAAGCCCAAGGCCUCCAAAGUGCAAUAGUAAUGCUCUUUUCUUUUGAGGGAUUUCGAUACUAGAGGCAUCUAGAUAUAUGAAAAGGGCUCUCUUCCACUUUUGCCAUUUCAGCCCAACCGAACAAAAAUCGCCUUCACAGUCAAAAUUUUCCAGUGCAGGAAUAUUUGAAGCCAUCUCUUAAUUUACACUCGUCGCCACUUGUGCAAUUCACUGUUUUCUCCACCUGAUAUCGGAAUAAGGGAUAUUCAAUAAAACACAGAAUAUUUAUAUCCACUGUUCUCUGCCUGCCUCCUCAAUACCGAAUGACGUGUCAGUCCGCACGGUAUUUCAGUCAGCCCAGCGACAACUUUUAUUAUAUAACGUGAUACACCACAGUCAUAUUGAAGUCUUUUCGACACUCGCCCUUUAGAAAACUCGCCUCCGGCUCGUUUUCUAAUAUAGGGCUCGUGCGAUAAAAUGACGUCUUAUGAAACUUGUAUUUUUAUAAUGUACUAUUUUGAUAUUCAAUUAACCUGUUCAAGUGGAGUGCAAAAAUAUACGGGAAAACUUUGCAAUUCCCAUUUUUUAUUUCAAAGAAGAAAAGCAAUAAAGUAAGAACAAGUGCCCCCCCUAAUUUUUUCUGGCCCAGCCUGGCCCCCCCCUAACGUAAAACCCUGGCGUCGCCACUGCUUGCGGUAUGAGGAGCGAGGGGCUGUUUUAUAUGGCAAAAACAGGUGUGACGUCAGGUAACCAUUGGCGUUCUAAUGUAGGGAGCCACCAGCUCAGAUUCCGUCCGAGUAUCAGAUUAAAAUCGACGGACAAUAUAUGGUCAAUAAAAAAUAUGUUUCGUUUCAUUGUCUUUUCAAAUUCAUAAAGUUGAUUUUUACUAUAUAGUCAGUAUUUUCAUCACAAUCCAUGGUUGGAUUUGUACAUCACAGAACAGCAAGAAAAGACCCAUACAGUAGCAGUGAAUAUUACAGGUUGUCGGAAAUGGGGAAAAAUACACAAAGUCCUAAAUCCGUUGAUGUUUAUAGAUUAGAUCUAGAAAUCAUUGAAUGUUUCAAAAUAUUUAACCUAUUAAAAUCGCAAAAAUUAGACAGUAAACAAGGCAUUUGUAGAUUUAAUAAAACAUUUGUGACAAAUCGGAUUAAUUAUUUAUUUCUUGUAUACCAUUACAUAGUUAUUAGAUUUAGCUUGCAUCUUCAUGAUUAACUAUAAUAAAAUGAAAGAUACAUCAGGGUACCAAAAAUGUGACAUCACUAUGACAAAACAAUUUGGUCAUUACCAAACUAAAGUUUUUCAAUUCAAGAACUUAUAGCGACCUGCCUUUUUGCAGCAUUUGAUUUUUUUAGAAUAUAAAGAAACUUUUAGUAUUAACAAUGACAUAUAUUCUUAGUGGCAAAAGUAAUUUCAACUUUAUGAUAUUUGAAUAAAAAAAAAUAGAAAAUAGAUAAUAACUAUUUGCGUGCGAUAAUCGUUGAUUAUGCAUAUGUAAUAAAAAAUGACAAAAUGUAUCUUUUAUUUCAUUUUAAGUUGCAUUUAUUUUGCAUUUGUGUGAAACGCACAUUUUAAUUUAAGGCUGGUUUUCUAUAAUAAAAAAAGCAGAUUGUUUUUACUAAAAAUAAUUAUUGCGUCAAAGAAAAGUCGUUUUUGGAUUUUAUCAUCAGGGAGUAAUAAUUUAGAAAAAAAUUUAGGUACCUUAUAAGUAUGCAUUUGUGUAGGUACUUGUAAGAUUCUUAUGAAAAUAUGUGUACAAAUUAUGACUGAAUACCAAAUAUUUAAUGUCAAAGAUCUGUUGUGAUGAAGCAUUAUUUUGUUGAUUGGAGAGCUGUUUAUAUUUUUCAGGAUUAAUAAAGUCUUCAUAUUUUUUAGAAGGAA
Ceutorhynchus assimilis (cabbage seed weevil) is the source of this 8879-nucleotide messenger RNA. The record is from the annotation of a GenBank genome assembly. Lineage: Eukaryota; Metazoa; Arthropoda; Insecta; Coleoptera; Curculionidae.